AAACAAUCUCACCACACACGAUAUAUGCAUCUUACUGACAGCGAUCCCUUGCAGAGGCGGAGAGGGCUAAAGUGUCGACGUUGUUAUUCCAUGCAGUAAUUGUUGAUGAGGUUGAUGAGGUUCCGUUCGAGCAAGGCGAUUGGACCAAACCCGGCGGCUACAGCGGGCGUCACCAAGCGUUUCACGUUUCACGCACAGUCUUGACUCGUUUCACGUCCUAUGAUUUGCCUCGAUAAACUUGAAGAAACAAAGGAACUAUCACAUCCGUCCUCUUUCUUUCCCGGCCUGAUGGGUGAGAAGGCACAUCUUGCGCCGCUUGGCAGGGCAGUGGCUAGAGCUCCAGAAGCGCCCGUCCUCCGCCAAAGUCCUUCCUCCAGGCCAUCCAGAUGGUCCACUCGAAGUUGACCGUGAGUUGAGGAAGAAACAUAUCUAAGGUGCUGCCCCUCCCUGCCACAGUGCCAGUGGUCAAUGCGAGUCCAAAAGGUUUGUUUCCGUUGCUUUGAUUACACUGCCUUUCUACCUGAACAGGCAUACCUUCUCUCUCUCUGUGCGUGGGUGUAUGCUGAAGACGCACCGUGGCGAUGUCUCGCUCAUCAUCAAUAUCGGCCCUGCCAGUGACAUCUCUCAACCUAUUUGCCCUGUUUUUGAUUCUGGACCUUUAUACGCCAUUGGCGUCGGCCCAAUCCAGCAACAGCACUGGCACCGGCACGGAUGACGGCGGCGCAGCGAGCGGCGUCGGACCCGGGGACAUUGGAUCGGGUUCUGGCUCAGACUCACAGAGCUCGACGAACGCCGGGGCCGCGGGCCCAGAUACAGGCGCGGUGAAUCUCAGUCGCGGCGCGACGGUCGCCAUUGCGGUGGUUGUUAGUAUUGUGGUGGUUUUGGGCAUCACCCUUACAGUCCUUUAUUUCCUGGCCAAAAAGAGACACUGGAAAGUCAAAGAAGGCUUACGUCGAUCGGCCCGCAGGGUCGGCAGCGCCGUCAAGUCCGUCACUACACCGAUCACGCCUAAGAGGAUGCAUUUCCCGUCUCAAAGACGAGGACAGGGACAGGGCUUUGCAAGAUAUCCUCUCUCCGGGCGACCCGCAGGCGCCCGACAUACUCGACCGGGCGACGAUGACUUGGAGAAAGGUACCCCAGCCCCGAUUGUCAGAGACUUGAAUGUGGAGAGCGAGCAUGAAAGUGGGAGUGAGAGGGAAGUAGCAGAACCUGGAAAACAAAAUGCGAAGAAGAAGGUUGGCAAUGACGACAAUGCCAACAGUGGCGAAGGUGCGGAAAAACAGAAGCCAAAGCCAAAGCCGCCGGCGGUUAGUAUCCCGUCGUCAUCGUUUGAGUUGGACACAUCGGGCAGUGGCAUUCCCCAGACGCCCAUGUGGAAGAAAGUGUUUGGGAGAUGAGUUGAUGAGCAAGGCUGGACCCUGGAUUCGGGAUGAAGAGGGCGGUGCCAGUGUCAAGGGGGUGCCAUGUGCGAGAGUAUCCGGAAACGACCGAAUGAAAGUACCUAGCACCUAGGUGCCUAGUACUGGGAUUAGGUUCGCUUGUAAUGUGAGAAGAUCAAUGUGCGCAUUUCAUUUCACUUCACAUCAUCGGCAAGGGAUGGCAAACACUCGCAGGGGUUAACAGCGCAUGUUGAGCUGGGCUGAGCCAAGCCAGAAUGUAUCAGAAAUCUCCAGGUAUUCAGCAGUAGACUGAUAUGAAGAUACAGUACUGCCAGUGUACGAACAUUCAUCUGUCCAGCGCUAGUGUGUUUGUUCUAUUUGAUUUGUGAUUUUGUUGGACUACAUAGGUAGCUCAUCAAUAUCAUGCCAAUUACCGAGCC
Exophiala dermatitidis NIH/UT8656 is the source of this 1819-nucleotide messenger RNA. RefSeq lists its product as uncharacterized. Bases 582 to 1397 code for a protein of 271 amino acids. The transcript is spliced from 2 exons. The record is from RefSeq and is a predicted model, not a curated record. Lineage: Eukaryota; Fungi; Ascomycota; Eurotiomycetes; Chaetothyriales; Herpotrichiellaceae.